Messenger RNA from Brassicogethes aeneus, 746 nucleotides. The record is from the annotation of a GenBank genome assembly. Lineage: Eukaryota; Metazoa; Arthropoda; Insecta; Coleoptera; Nitidulidae.
AUGAAGAAAGUAAGGAAAAGGGAAGGACAGGGACUUCUGCAAAAGAGGAUAAAAAUUGUUCACACAAUGCAGACAAUGAGGAAAGAUGAGGAUGAAGACAUGUUUGAGACAAAAACCAUUAUCAUUGGGUUGAAUAUAAUGAUUCAGGCCUGGUAUGAAGAAAUGAUUAAUGACAGAAAUAAAUUGACUGUGGAUGUAAUUGUUGGUUGUGGUGGAGGAAACCGAAUUUGGGGAAAGGAAUUAAAACAUGUUCAGUUAUCUGAUGUUCAAUGUUCUUCAGGCAAAUAUUUCAUUAUUAUUAUAACUCUGAAACAAUCAUCCAAAGUUUGUCGCACGUUUGAAGCUAAAUCGCUUCCAUCAGCUUCAAUGUACAUUUUUCAGCUUCAUGAACGUUUUGAAGUACGUUGCAAUUCUAGCUUGCCUAACAGCAUCAUUGCGCACAGGUAUAAAAUCCACGAUAGUGACAAAGAAAGUGACAAUAUUAAGGAAGAAGUGACUUUUCUGAAAAAAAUAAAAAUUUCUCACACAAUGGAAACAAUGAGGAAAGAUGAUAUAGACUGGUUCGAGACAAAUCGAGGUGGAAUAUCAUGGGGUUGAACAUGAUGAUUCAAGGAAUAUCUAUGAGGCAAUAUUUAAUUAAAUGAAAGUGGAAAUUAAAAAACAGAAGAAACAGAAAAUAUGACCAAUAAAAGGAGAUCCAUACUUUUUUAUAGUGAACAGUUGACCAAACUAAAUGCUGUGGCACA